Molecule: messenger RNA, 2418 nt
Organism: Ricinus communis (castor bean)
Lineage: Eukaryota; Viridiplantae; Streptophyta; Magnoliopsida; Malpighiales; Euphorbiaceae
Product: transmembrane 9 superfamily member 8
Exons: 7
Coding region: 232-2169 (645 amino acids)
Biological process (GO): protein localization to membrane
Cellular component (GO): membrane
Source: RefSeq, a predicted model, not a curated record
CGGACAGAGGAAAACAAAAACUGGAUCUAGUCCCCGUCUCCCAAAGCUAUUGCUCAAGUUUUAUUUUCUUCACCACCUUGUUGACCCACACGCUCUUUUUUUUUUUUUUUUUUUUUUCUAUUUGUACGCACACGCAUAUUACUAUAAAUCUUUGCAAUCACACUACGGACAAAACCACCACUACUCUUUAUUUUAGAUCUAAAUCGCAGAGGAAAGGAAAAGAAGAGAAGGAUGGCAAUGGAGCCUCGAGGAAGAGGCAGAUCUUUAUCAAAGAUCUGUACGGUACUUUCGUUUCUGUUUCUAAUUCACAGCGCUCACUGCUUUUACCUUCCUGGUGUUGCUCCUGAGGAUUUCGUCAAGGGAGAUGAGUUGAAGGUCAAAGUGAACAAGUUGACCUCUACAAAGACGCAACUUCCUUACUCGUAUUAUUCUCUUCCUUAUUGUCACCCAUCCAAGAUUGUAGACAGUGCAGAGAAUCUUGGGGAAGUGCUACGCGGUGAUCGCAUUGAAAAUUCCCCCUAUGUGUUUAAAAUGCGGGAGCCAAAGAUGUGUAAUGUUCUUUGCCGUGUAAAAUUUGAUGCCAAAACUGUAAAGGAGUUUAAAGAGAAGAUCGAUGACGAGUAUCGGGUCAACAUGAUCCUUGAUAACCUUCCUCUUGUGGUUCCAAGACAGAGGUUGGAUCAGGAAUCUCCUACUAUCUAUCAGCUUGGCUAUCAUGUUGGUCUCAAAGGCCAAUACAGUGGGAGCAAGGAGGAGAGGUAUUUUAUUAACAAUCAUUUGGCAUUCACUGUCAAGUAUCAUAGAGAUUUGCAAACUGACUCUGCAAGAAUUGUUGGAUUUGAAGUUAAACCAUUGAGUGUUAAGCAUGAGUACGAAGGAAAAUGGAAUGAAGAAAAGACACGUCUAAUAACAUGUGAUGCCAAUGCAAAGCACAUAGUUGUCAAUUCCAACACUCCUCAAGAAGUUGAAGAGAAAAAAGAAGUUAUUUUCACAUAUGAUGUAGAAUUCCAGGAGAGUGAUGUGAAGUGGGCAUCUAGAUGGGAUACUUAUCUGUUAAUGAGUGAUGACCAAAUUCACUGGUUCUCAAUUGUCAAUUCAUUGAUGAUUGUUCUGUUUCUUUCGGGCAUGGUGGCGAUGAUUAUGCUACGUACACUUUACCGUGACAUAUCCAAGUACAAUGAACUUGAGACCCAGGAAGAGGCCCAAGAAGAGACUGGAUGGAAGCUUGUUCAUGGAGAUGUUUUUAGGCCCCCAUCAAACUCAGAUUUACUUUGUGUUUAUGUUGGAACAGGAGUUCAGUUUCUUGGGAUGACCCUUGUUACCAUGAUGUUUGCGAUUCUGGGGUUCUUAUCUCCUUCAAACCGAGGUGGUCUAAUGACAGCCAUGCUCUUACUUUAUGUUUUCAUGGGUCUUUUUGCCGGUUAUGCAGCUGCUCGCUUGUAUAAAAUGUUUAAAGGAACAGAAUGGAAGAGAAUUGCUCUCAGAACUGCAAUUAUGUUCCCAGGGAUCGUCUCUGCCAUUUUCUUUGUGUUAAAUGCUCUCAUCUGGGGCCAGAAAUCAUCUGGAGCUGUGCCGUUUGGGACAAUGUUUGCUCUAGUCUUCUUAUGGUUUGGGAUUUCAUUCCCACUCGUGUUUGUGGGAAGUUAUAUUGGGUUCAAGAAGCCAGCAAUUGAGGAUCCUGUGAAAACAAAUAAAAUUCCAAGGCAGAUCCCAGAGCAGGCUUGGUACAUGAACCCAGCCUUCUCAAUUCUAAUUGGAGGAAUACUUCCUUUUGGAGCUGUUUUCAUUGAGCUCUUCUUCAUUCUCACCUCGAUCUGGCUGAAUCAGUUUUACUACAUCUUUGGUUUCCUUUUCCUAGUGUUCAUAAUCCUGCUUGUCACCUGUGCGGAAAUAACCGUAGUGCUCUGCUACUUCCAGUUGUGCAGUGAAGACUAUCUGUGGUGGUGGAGGUCAUACCUUACAUCAGGCUCCUCUGCAUUAUAUCUCUUCCUUUACGCCACAUUUUACUUCUUCACAAAGCUUGAGAUAACAAAGCUGGUGUCUGGGGUUCUAUAUUUUGGAUACAUGCUAAUUGCAUCAUAUGCAUUCUUUGUGCUAACUGGCACUAUCGGAUUUUAUGCCUGCUUUUGGUUCACAAGGCUUAUCUACUCAUCAGUGAAAAUUGAUUGAUUCUGCCCGAAUCAUCUCUUCAUCAGUGAAAGUCUGCCUGCUCCUUUCUCUUCAUCAAAAUGGAGUAAGGUCCAAAGAUAGUAGAUAAUUAUGUUUUUUAGAUGUAAACAUUUUUGCCUAUAUUUGAACGGAUGCAAGAUGAUUAUGAUGUGAUAGUCCCUUUAUUUUACUUACUGUUGAAGCAUGACCUUUUUUUCUUAAAUAUAUAUAUAGAGUGUUGGGAAGCUCUUAAUGCUUCCAUUUCAUCCA